Passer domesticus (house sparrow) is the source of this 2330-nucleotide messenger RNA. It is a transcript of the gene CH25H, whose product is annotated as cholesterol 25-hydroxylase. The coding region runs from base 945 to 1769 and encodes 274 amino acids. The record is from RefSeq and is a predicted model, not a curated record. Gene Ontology annotation, biological process: sterol biosynthetic process; cholesterol metabolic process. Lineage: Eukaryota; Metazoa; Chordata; Aves; Passeriformes; Passeridae. Gene Ontology annotation, cellular component: endoplasmic reticulum membrane. Gene Ontology annotation, molecular function: steroid hydroxylase activity; iron ion binding; C-4 methylsterol oxidase activity. The transcript has 2 exons.
ACCGGCCCCGCACCGGCCCCGCACCGGCUCGGCGGGCAGUUGAGUCCGGGCGGGAGCGCCGCGCUGUGCCAGCACGGUAACAGCUUCCUUGAAAACGCGAGCAGGCACUGCCGCUGCUCCUGGUGCCUGCCCUGCUUCCCUGGUGCUGGUCCCGAGCGAGUGUCCAGCCCUCCUCCCCAGCACGCUUUUCCCGGUAGAGGGCUCAGCGUGUUCUGGGAUGUUGCCUUGUCUCUGGUACAACAAUAAUGCUACCAUACAGAGGGAGAGAACAGGAGGAUGAAAAAAUAAUUUUCCCCUCUAAUGCUGCAUUAGUUUCAAUAUGUCCAUUCUAGUUUUGUCUCCCGCUGACUUUCCCUCAUUUUCCGGCUGCCCGCUGUAGGGCUGCGCUGUUUACAGUAUAGCCUGUACCUAACAGUGCAGCCUGGGGUAGGUGCUUGCAUCUUGUGCUCAUGUGGAAUCUAUUUAAGACCCUUUGUGGGGCCUCAUUCCAAACUAUGUGCCCUUCAACCUAAACUCUGUAGCAGGAGUGAGUUUUUGAGAGAUUCUUGCAACACAUGGGAAAGUUUGGCAGCAUUGUACGUUGAGUGAAAAAAGCUGGGGUUGUGUCGCUGAGUAAGGUGCGGAAGGGGUUUGUGUGUACUUUGCCUUUUUUUGUGUCAUACCUUGUGCUGACAAGGAAACUGGAGUUAGCAGAGCGUCGAUACGUGAUGAAUGCUGUUGGGUGGCUCAGCCGGGCGGCUCGGGCUCGCGUUCUGGAGGCUGCGGGUCCGUGCCCUGCGGUGCUGAGCUCCGGUGCUGCCGCGGGCUCGGGCGGCGCCAGCCGCGCAGGAGAGGGAGCUUUCCCUUUAAGGAUACACAUUGCUGUGUGAAAAUUUCUGGGGUGGAGCUUCAGCAGGCGGCAUAAAAGCCUGCAGGAUUGCCAGCUGCCUCAGACUGCAACCAGCAUGAACUGCAGCCUGCCACAGAGAGUGCUGCUCAGCUCUCCGAUGGAGGGACAGCAGGGCAGGUUAUGCCUGCAGCCUCUCUGGGACUUUGUCACCGCAAAGGAGCCAUUGAUCAAGUCACCGCUUUUUCCAGUGCUGUUUUCUUUUACAGCAUACAUGGCUUUCUGUCUUCCAUAUGUUGCACUGGACUUCUUAAGCAUUAGACUACCAGAUUUGAGAAAAUACAAAAUCCAGCCACAGAACUAUCCAAGCCUCGGAAUGAUGGUGCCUUGCAUUAUUCAAAGUGUAUAUCACCAUGUGGUUUUGAUCUUCCCGGUGACAUUUCUGCACUGGUACUGGAGACCCAUGAAUCUACCAGUGAAAGCUCCAGAGCUGCCUGAAGUCCUGCUGCAAGUGGCAGUUUGUCUGCUGCUGUUUGAUUUCGAGUACUUCCUGUGGCAUUUGCUUCAUCACAAGGUGCCUUGGCUCUACAAGACCUUCCACAAGGUGCAUCACAAGCACGUGUCGACGUUCGCCCUUACUACACAGUAUUCCAGCGUAUGGGAGUUGCUCUCACUGGGAUUUUUUGCUGCUAUAAACCCGCUGCUCCUGGGAUGCCAUCCUUUGACAGAAAUGAUUUUCUUCCUUGUAAACAUUGGUUUGUCAGUGGAGGACCAUUCUGGAUAUGACCUCCCAUGGUCAACUCACAGACUUGUGCCUUUUGGAUUGUAUGGAGGAGCACCACAUCAUGAUCUCCACCAUCUGAAAUUCAAAUCAAACUAUGCUCCUUACUUCACACACUGGGACAAACUUUUUGGGACAUUCACAGAGUCACAUUCCAAUUAAGAAUAUUUACCUGUGGAUGAACUCUUAUUUUUUAUAGACUGAACUGGGACAUUAUUUUUUUAAAGAGAUACAGAAGAUUGUAUAUUUGAAGCUGCCUACAAAAGCAAUAGCUAUUUAUAACAAAUCCUCUUAAUAUAUUUGUGUAUUUGUAUGUGUACUUGGAGCUGUCUGUGUUAAGGAACUGCAAAUGGAAAAGUGAAUAUCUGUUGCUUAAAUUUUAGUCUAAGGUUUAAGGGAAGCAUUAAGAGACAUUCUCUCUCCUUUCCUUCUUUCCAGCUUUCAUAAAGCAUGUAUCAUGUUACUGUGUGAUGUUUUAUACAUACGCCAGAACAUUAUCUUACUGUUGUAGGAUGAUUUAUGAUGUAAACAGAAAAGGUGCACAUCAUGGAUUUUGUAGAGUUUAAUCUGCCAGAAAAAAUUGUUAUGCAAUGAUUUUGCAAAAUAUUGCUGCCAAGUCAUGGUGGUUGGCUAACUGUUAAAUGAUUUUGAUAUUUAUAUUUUUUACCUUGAUGUACUGUCUCUUUUUAAUAGAGAAUAAAUAUGCUCAUUCUUUUAAAAUCA